Molecule: messenger RNA, 3338 nt
Organism: Carassius auratus (goldfish)
Lineage: Eukaryota; Metazoa; Chordata; Actinopteri; Cypriniformes; Cyprinidae
Product: mitogen-activated protein kinase kinase kinase kinase 3-like
Exons: 34
Coding region: 150-2975 (941 amino acids)
Biological process (GO): intracellular signal transduction; protein phosphorylation
Cellular component (GO): cytoplasm
Molecular function (GO): MAP kinase kinase kinase kinase activity; ATP binding
Source: RefSeq, a predicted model, not a curated record
GGGAAGCCAUGUUAAAGUUACAGUCAAGUACUGAGAGUGAGAUUCCCUCCUGACGCCGUAUGUUUAUUUUUUUCCAGUUUUUCUCUUUGCGUCCGUGUCAGGGCCCCCAGCAAAUCUAUCAUUGAUAGUCAGAGGCCGGAGUCCCCAAGAUGAACUCUAGUUUCGAUCUGUCCAGGCGAAAUCCGCAAGAGGAUUUCGAGCUUAUCCAGAGGAUAGGCAGCGGGACCUACGGGGAUGUUUACAAGGCCCGUAAUGUCACUACAGGAGAGCUGGCUGCGAUCAAGGUCAUUAAACUGGAGCCAGGUGAGGACUUUGCAGUGGUUCAGCAGGAAAUAAUCAUGAUGAAAGACUGCAAGCACUCUAACAUUGUGGCCUAUUUCGGUAGUUACUUAAGGAGGGAUAAAUUAUGGAUAUGUAUGGAAUACUGUGGGGGAGGUUCACUGCAAGACAUAUAUCAUGUUACUGGGCCACUAACAGAAUCACAGAUAGCAUAUGUAACAAGAGAAACCCUUCAGGGUUUAUUUUACCUACACAGCAAAGGAAAGAUGCACAGAGACAUAAAGGGCGCCAAUAUUUUAUUUACAGACAAUGGCUACGUCAAGCUAGCUGAUUUUGGUGUGUCUGCACAGAUCACAGCAACACUAGCUAAAAGAAAAUCCUUCAUCGGGACUCCUUAUUGGAUGGCCCCAGAGGUGGCCGCCGUGGAGAGGAAAGGAGGAUACAAUCACCUGUGUGACAUCUGGGCUGUGGGCAUCACCGCCAUUGAACUAGCCGAACUGCAACCUCCCAUGUUUGACCUUCAUCCAAUGAGGGCUCUGUUUCUGAUGACGAAAAGCAACUUUCAACCCCCCAAAUUAAAAGACAAAGUUAAAUGGACCAAUAAUUUCCACAAUUUUGUGAAGCUGGCUUUAACGAAAAAUCCAAAGAAACGGCCACCAGCUGACAAGUUAUUGCAGCAUCCCUUUGUGUCCCAGCCAUUAAGUCGAAUUUUGGCGAUUGAGCUGCUGGAUAAAGCGAACAACCCCGAUCACUCGUCCUACACGGACCUGGAUGAUGACGACCCAGAGCCGGAGCCUGCAGUGUCUGUUCCACAUCGGAUUCGCUCAGCAAGCCGUGCCAGUCGGGAAGGGAAGACUCUGUCAGAGAUUAACUUCGGUCAGGUGAAGUUUGACCCUCCUAUAACAACAGAGACAAAACCACAUCAUGAACCGCCCGACACUGAUGAUUUUUUGGACUGUGCCGAAGAAAUAUACUACACUGCAAGAUCUAAUCUGGAUUUACAGAUGGAUUAUGGGCAGGAAUCCCCUAAAGGCUCCAUCCUGGGAGGAAAUAAAAGCCUCUUGAAAUCUGUUGAAGAGGAGCUGCAUCAGAGGGGGCAUGAGGCUCAUUUGGAGGAUGAUGAUGAUGGUGAUGAUCUUGAUGAUGAAUUGCAACACACGAAAAGCUCCACUAUGAGGCCUAAGGUCCCACCACCGCUUCCUCCCAAACCAAAGCCCAGUCCCGGACCGCAUCAAAGCCCCUCCGGUGAUCAUGACGGUAACCAGGACACUAUAAAGCGCUGCCCGGAGCCCGAAAGCCCUGCUCGAUCAUCCACCAACAUACCCCCUCGACCUCCACCUCCUCGACUGCCCGCAAACCAGCUCAAUAGUUUAGGUAAUGAGACCAAUCGGGAAGAACAUGGCCCGUGGGAAACCAAGGGGGAAGCUGGGAUAUGUAGUCUGUUCGACGAGAGACUGCAGGUCUUGUUUGAUGAAGAGGAAGAUCGUGAUGAGGAAGGAGACCGCAAUGGAAUGAGCCCGUCUGAACACUCGCCCUCAACAGAGAGACAGUCCACAAUGCCCCCUGCUGUUCCUGUAACAAAGGACAAGAAAGAUUUCCCAAAACCCAUCAGCAAUGGUCUCCCACCAACCCCAAAGGUUCAUAUGGGAGCAUGUUUCUCAAAAGUCUUCAAUGGCUGCCCAUUAAAAAUACACUGUGCUACCUCAUGGAUCAACCCAGGCACACGAGACCAGUAUCUGAUAUUUGGAGCAGAGGAAGGUAUUUACACAUUAAACCUUAAUGAGCUGCACGAGACGUCCAUGGAACAGCUUUUCCCCAGGAGAUGUACUUGGCUGUAUGUCAUGAGCAACAGCCUGCUAUCAAUAUCCGGAAAAGCAUGUCAUCUGUACUCUCACAGUCUGAUGGGCCUAUUUGAACAUGCUCGACAAAUGCAGAAACUCCCUGUUGCCAUACCCACACAUAAAUUACCUGACAAAAUAAUCCCCAGGAAAUUCUCAGUAUCCACUAAGAUCCCUGAAACAAGAGGGUGUCAGAAGUGCUGUGUUGUGAGAAAUCCGUAUACUGGUCACAAGUAUCUGUGCGGUGCCUUUCAGUCCAGUGUUGUCCUGUUUGAGUGGGUGGAAUCCAUGCAGAAAUUCAUGUUGGUCAAGAGCAUAGACUUCCCCCUGCCGUGUCCGCUGGAGGUGUUUGAGAUGCUGGUGGUCCCAGAACAUCAGUAUCCUCUCAUCUGCAUAGCUGUGAGCAAAGGGACGGAGCUCAACCAGGUGGUGCAUUUCGAGACCCUCAACCCAAACUCUACCUCCAACUGGUUUGAUUCUGAUACCCCACAGAGCUGCGUGAUCCAUGUGACCCAACUGGAGAGAGAUACCAUUUUAGUCUGCUUAGAUCGGUGCAUUAAGAUUGUAAAUUUGCAAGGUCGGUUGAAGUCCAGUCGAAAACUCUCAGCAGAACUGACUUUUAACUUCCAGAUUGAAUCAAUAGUUUGCCUUCAAGACAGUGUGUUGGCCUUCUGGAGGCAUGGCAUGCAAGGACGCAGCUUCAAGUCCAAUGAGAUUACACAGGAGAUUUCUGACAGCUCCAGGAUAUUCAGGCUGCUAGGUUCAGACAGAGUGGUGGUUUUGGAAAGCCGACCAACAGACAACCCCACAGCACACAGCAAUCUCUACAUCCUCGCAGGCCACGAAAACAGCUACUGACCGCAGUACAACACUACAUGUUUUCCAAGAGCCUUUCAUUUCAUGUAGCCCGAUGAGAUGGCCACGUCUCAGAAGAACCACAGAUAUGCUGUUGUUGAACUGCUGGAAGCACAGAGGAACACUUGAAUGACUAUAAAGAUCUCAGAGUAGAGAGAAGACGGGCCGUAACCACAUGAUAUACUACACUACUACAGUAUGCACUUUCACCCUUACCUGUUUUAGAGGCCUUGUUUUGGUUUGGCUUCUAGCAGUUUUAAUUUAUCUUUUACCUGAAAAACACACAAACACAUGCUCUUUUUUUCCCCAAGAUAGACUGUUUUGUUUUGUUUUGUUUUGUCUUGUCUUGUCUUGUCUUGUCUUGUC